UGUAACUUGAAGCGUAUGGCCAUUUAAACCCGGUAAUAAUUCGCACUGGUUAUUUACUUUCGAUUUAAGUUGAACCGAGUCAUUUUGUUGAAUAUAGAAAAUUACACUGAUAAAUCCAAAGGAAACAAAUAAUACAGAAAUGAUGAUGUCAGAUACAAUGUAGACAGACAUGAUAGAUAGAUUUGGUAGAUUUGGAGGUAACAUUUUUGGGCCUGAAUUGGGCGGAGGUCUUUGUAGAUUUAAACAGACAUACAGAUGUUAUUCUGUGACCAUGUUAGAUAACAGAGAAGAUGUUGAGAGAGGUGGAGAAAUAAUUAUGCCUCCCUCUGCAUUAGAUCAACUAACACGUUCACGUAUACAAUACCCCAUGCAGUUUAAACUGAGGAACAAUCAACAAGCCAGACACACACAUUGUGGUGUAUUAGAAUUUGUAGCUAAUGAAGGAAGGAUUUAUAUACCUAAUUGGAUGAUGAGGAACCUGUUACUAAAUGAAGGUGAUCUUGUGGAAGUAGAGAAUGUUUCUUUGAAAGUAGCCACAUUUACAAAGUUCCAGCCACAGUCUGUUGACUUCUUAGAUAUUAGAUAUCCCGAAGCUGUAUUAGGAAACAUGUUGAGAAGUUUUGCCUGUUUAACUAAAGGAGAUGUAAUAUCAAUCAAGUACAACGAACGGGAGUAUAAACUAUGUGUACUUGAAACCAAACCUGAUGAUGCUAUAUCUGUUACAGAAUGUGAUUUGGAUGUUGAUUUUGCACCUCCAGUUGGUUAUCAAGAACCAAAAAGACCAGAGAAAAAAGAAGCUGAGGAUGUACAUAUGGAUAUUUUAAUGGUAACGAAAGAGAAAGAGAGUAAGAAACGAAAGGAAGUUGAUGAAGUUCCAGCUGUGGGAAAUUAUGUAUUAACCAAUUUAGCUAAAUAUGCCGGGGACUGGCCACAGCUAGGAAAAGUUUUGAAAGUUGAAGAGGAAGAAAUUAUACAGUUACAUUGGUACAAGGGGUCAAAAACUGGACCCUGGUCCCCUUGUAUCAAGACAGUACCAGGGACAAGAGGAAAAAGAGAAGCCUGGUGUGAGGCUGUUAAUUUGCAGGACAUUUGGUGUCAUAGUUUUAAUUUAACGCCUGCCAAUAAACUUCCCUUAAAGAUUAAGAAGAAAAUGGAGUCCUUUUUGAACAAUAAGAAAAGAAUGAAGAAAAAUCAUGCAACAAAAGAAAUAGAAACACAAAUUACUGGACAGAAAGUCACAAGACAUAAGGUUGAUUUUGCAACUCCACCUAAGCCCAUAUAUGCCAGACAACAGUGUGUUGAUUUUGCACCUCCACUUGGUUAUCAAGAACCAAAACGACCAGAGAAAAAACAUGAUGAGGAUGUAGAAAUGGAUAGUCCAUCAGACAUGUCCAAAUAUCUGCAUAAGGCAUUGAUAAUUGAUUUUGCACCUCCAGUUGGUUAUCAAGAACCAAAUCGACCAGAGAAAAAACACGAUGAGGAUCUAGAUAUGGAUAGUCCAUUAGACAUGUCCGAAUAUCUGGAUAAGACAUUUACAGCAUUUAGUGGUUCUGGAAAUAGAUUAGAUGGAAAAAAGAUUGGUCUGAAUGCUGCAUCAGAAGUUAAAAAGGCAGUUCCACAUAAAAGAGGAGUCCCAAAUUAUAAACAUAAGAAAGGUACCAUAACAUUUAUCAGAACUCGAAGGAAUAUCACAGAUAAUAAUGAGGAGGAGGAAAAAGAUUUUGAAGCCUUUUCAGGUUCAGGUCAAAUGUUACGGAAGAAAGAGAGGAAAUGAAAGGUUUAUUUUUAUCUGACUUUGCAAUGGAGAACUGGCCAAAGAUGUGCAGAGGACGUUUAUUUUUUUAUUUUUUCGUUAAAAAGAACUAUUGUACUUCUUUGACAUAUCUGUCUUGGAAUAUACUGUGAAACAUGUACAUACAGACUUGAUAAGACGAUUAAAGACAAUAGGAAUAUGUUAGCAGAAAUAAUCUGCUUGUGUUUAUUUGCAAUAUGUUAUAGAAAUACAAGAUUAAAAUUUUAUGUACAGUC
This is a messenger RNA of Mytilus californianus (California mussel), 2028 nucleotides long. RefSeq names its product ubiquitin recognition factor in ER-associated degradation protein 1-like. The record is from RefSeq and is a predicted model, not a curated record. The transcript is spliced from 19 exons. The coding region runs from base 170 to 1774 and encodes 534 amino acids. Gene Ontology annotation, molecular function: polyubiquitin modification-dependent protein binding. Lineage: Eukaryota; Metazoa; Mollusca; Bivalvia; Mytilida; Mytilidae. Gene Ontology annotation, cellular component: VCP-NPL4-UFD1 AAA ATPase complex.